Messenger RNA from Ochotona princeps (American pika), 914 nucleotides. It is a transcript of the gene TUSC1, whose product is annotated as tumor suppressor candidate 1. The record is from RefSeq and is a predicted model, not a curated record. The transcript has a single exon. The coding region runs from base 243 to 914 and encodes 223 amino acids. NCBI's taxonomy places the organism in Eukaryota, Metazoa, Chordata, Mammalia, Lagomorpha, Ochotonidae.
CAGCCCGGCGCUCCCCGGGAGCUUUGUGUGUGCGCUGGGCUCCCAGACCUACAGGCCCCGGAGGGCAGCUCCACCACCGCAGACAGGACACGCCUCAGCCCGGGCGCAAAUUCCCGGCCUCUUCUGGCCUCCAGCCAGCAGCCACCGCCCGCCACCCCGUCUCCACCACCGGCACCAGGGCUGCCCCGUCGGGCGCCGAACUCGUCUGCGCCCGGGCCCACCGCGCGGUAGGGACGGGACCGAUGUGGCGCAUGCGUGCUGGCGCCACCAGGUGCGGGAGCUGCGGCGGUGGGGACGGUGGCGGUCGAGGGCGCGGCGGGCCUGGCCGUCCGGGCCGCGUCCGGGGAGGCGGCGGCGGCGGCGGCAGCGGCAGCGGCGUGGGCUGGCGAGGCCGGGCGGGCGGCGCCCGACAGCAGCUGGAGGAGCGGUUCGCCGACCUGGCAGCCAGCCACCUGGAGGCCAUCCGCGCGCGGGACGAACGGGACCGGCAGAACGCGCGGCUGCGCGAGGAGAACGCCCGCCUGCGGCUUGAGAACCGCAGGCUGAAGCGUGAGAACCGCAGCCUCUUCCGUCAGGCUCUGCGGUUCCCGGGCGAAGGCGGCGACUGGGCGACCACGGCGGGGACCCCGGGCCCGGAAGAGACCGGCACGAACCGGAGGCCUGGAGGCGGCGACCCCGAGGAUGAGUCGGGGAACCCCAAGGCCCUGCGGGCCCGGCUGGAGAAGCUCGAAGCCAUGUACCGUCGGGCCCUGCUGCAGCUGCACCUCGAGCAGCGAGGACCACGCCCGGCCAGGGACAAGGAGGAGGCGCAGGAGGCUUGGGAGCCCCGCGGCCCGGAGCCCCCAGAGCCCUUGGAGCCCUCGCAGCCCCCGGAGCCCCAGCAGCCCCAGCAGCCCAUGCAGCCCUGGCUGUAG